UUUCAUGAUUUUGUGUUAAUGGAAGAUAAUGAAAUGCAAGUGGAUUGUAUACCAUUUGAUGAUUUAAGUAAUGGGAAAGAGGACUGUGCGGUUCCUUCGAAUGAACAAGAUGAAGAUACGGGACGGCUGUAUCCUGAGGAUUACUCACGUUACUUUAUUCCCUAUGAAGAUGAGGAGUUUCACUCUAAAGAAGAUGUUAAAGCUUGGUGUGUUGGUAAAGGGCGUUAACACAAUUGUUCCAUCGUUUCUGGCCCGGGUACAAAGACUGGAAAACUUGAAUGCAAUGGAAAAGGAUCGAGGAUUGAACUUGUUUGUUCGAGAAGUGGUGUCUAUAAGAGUCAUAAAGCCAAAGAUUAUGUUCCAAAGACGACGAAUGCAUUAA
Molecule: messenger RNA, 382 nt
Organism: Papaver somniferum (opium poppy)
Lineage: Eukaryota; Viridiplantae; Streptophyta; Magnoliopsida; Ranunculales; Papaveraceae
Exons: 3
Coding region: 71-382 (103 amino acids)
Source: RefSeq, a predicted model, not a curated record